Molecule: messenger RNA, 1635 nt
Organism: Trypanosoma theileri
Lineage: Eukaryota; Euglenozoa; Kinetoplastea; Trypanosomatida; Trypanosomatidae
Product: putative amino acid transporter
Exons: 1
Coding region: 1-1635 (544 amino acids)
Biological process (GO): transmembrane transport
Cellular component (GO): membrane
Molecular function (GO): transmembrane transporter activity
Source: RefSeq, a predicted model, not a curated record
AUGGAAAUUAUCCGACGUCGACUUUCUCUCCCUCUUAUUGUUCCUUCAGCGCGAGAAGACCGAAGCCCUUCUCGAAGAACCAUGACUAUUCGGACAGCAGACACCCCAGUGAUUGCCAACUUUCACUCGCCAGCCUCACCCACAGUACGCUUUCAAAACCCCAGAGACUCCACGGACGCCCGUCCUAAAGCGGCCUUAACAACAUUGACACUCUUGGGUGUUAUCUACACAGCGAGUAUUAGUGGUGGGUAUGGUCUGGAAGAGUCGGUGAGCGCGGGUGGGCCACUUCUUAGCAUCAUAUUUCUCUGCAUUAUUCCAUUUGUGUGGGGUAUACCCGUCUCUUUGUGUGUAGCAGAGUUAUCUUGUGCUAUUCCAUCAAAUGCAGGUCCUAUAAUGUGGGUAAAUGUAACCUUCGCUCCAUGGUUUACAUUUUGUACUGUCCUAUGGACAGCCUUUUUAAAUUUUGUGGAUAACAGUUUGUAUCCAACUGUACUUGCGGACUACAGUGGAGCUCUUCUACAUUUAAACUUUUUAGAAAAAGCUAUAAUAAAAGUGGUAUUUUUAUGGACUUGUGCACUUAUUAAUAUGGUGGGGGUUUACCUUGUUGGGGCAUUCAGCGUAGUAGUAAUGCUCAUAACAUUAUUACCCUUCCUUCUUAUGUUUCUGUUACAACUUCCUCAUGGAUUUGAUUGGGAAAGAAUUUCCUAUAUACCUCCACAAAUUAAUUGGUCAGUAUUUCUUCCAGUUGUCGCCUGGAAUUUUUCUGGAUUUGAUAGUGCCGGUAAUGUUAUUGAAGAGGUAAGUAAUCCCCAUCAAACCUUUAUUCGAGCCUUAGUAUUAAUGAUUAUUUCUGCAUUGGCCACUUAUAUUCCUCCUAUUUUAGUAGGAGCAAGCGCUGAAGCCCUAAAAGAUACUCCUUUUGAUAAAUGGGGUAAUGGAUUUUGGGUAAAAGUAGGAGAAGCAGUUGGUGGAUACGGUAUGGGAAUUGUUGUGAUGAUUGGAGGUACUAUCUCUACUGUUGGUUUAAUGACGACAUUAUUAACAACAACAUCACGUUCAUUAGCAGGAAUGGGAACACUUAAUGCGUUUCCCUAUAUUUCUUCAUGGUUAUCACGUUAUCAUCCCAAGUAUGGUACUCCUAUUAAUGCAAUAAUUGUCAAUACGACAAUAACAUGCAUUCUUUCGGUAUUUCUUUCUUUUGAAACACUUGUUGAAUUAGAUCAAAUUUUGUACUCUUUACGUCUGAUAGCAAUUCUAUUAGUUUUUUUGAGACUACGUUUCAAACAACCAUUUUUAGAACGUCCUUAUAAGGCGCCUGGGGGUUUUAUUGCCUCACUCUUUUGGGGUGGUGUACCUAUUCUAUUUAGUACUUUUCUCAUAAUAGCUUCUAUGUUUGGUAGUUUCUUGCUCUUUUGGAGUACCAUUGUGCUAGUUAUAGGGACCAUCGUCAUCUCCUACUUGGGUGUGCGCUACUUUAAACCAGAGGGAUUUGAGGGAAAACUAGUAGAGGAAUAUGAAGAUUCGGAUAUGCAAACGUACGGAACUGUUUUGGUUUCGGAGUCUAAUGAAUGGCGUAAGAUGCAUCCACACCAUACUUUUAUUGACCAUCUCGACAGGGAAGAAACCGUGAAAUAA